Molecule: messenger RNA, 1662 nt
Organism: Phragmites australis (common reed)
Lineage: Eukaryota; Viridiplantae; Streptophyta; Magnoliopsida; Poales; Poaceae
Exons: 1
Coding region: 28-1458 (476 amino acids)
Source: RefSeq, a predicted model, not a curated record
CCACCUCCAAUUCCAAGCAACCCAUCAAUGCCGUCAUUGACAGUAGAAGGGACAAUGCCGUCGCCGCCGGUGCGCGUGGUGUCGAGGCGCACCGUCAAGCCACCGCCUCGCCCGCGUGAGCGCAUCCCCCUCACCUCCUGGGACGUGUCCAUGCUCUCCACCGACUACAUCCAGAAGGGCCUCCUCUUCGCGCCGCCGCCCUUCUCCACCGCUCACCUUGUUGACCACCUCCAGGCCGCCCUCGCCGACGCGCUCGCCACCUACUACCCCGUCGCCGGCCGCUUCGUCACCGACCAGCACCGAGACGACAAGGGCCACGCUGUCGCAUGCUCCGUCUCAAUCGACUGCGCCGGCCAGGGCGUCGAGAUCCUCCACGCCGUCGCGGACGCCGUCGCCAUCGCCGACGUCAUCCCUCCCGACGCCGACGUCCCCCGCGUCGUCCACUCUUUCUUCCCUCUCGACGGCGCCAUCAAUUACGACGGCCACGAGGUCCCCCUCUUCGUCGUCCAGGUCACCGAGCUCGACGACGGCGUCUUCGUCGGCUUCGUGUACAACCACGCGCUCUCCGACGGCACGGCCUUCUGGGACUUCCUCAACACGUGGGCCGAGAUCGCGCGCGCCACGCUCGCGCCUCCGGAAGCCCCCCGUGCGCUGACGUCGCGCACGCCCUUGUUCGACCGUUGGUCGCCCGACGGCGGCGCACCGGCACCGCUCGUGCUCCCGUACGCCGACCUGUCGGGGCUUAUCGAGAGGCUGUCGCCUCCGCCGCUGCGCGAGCGGAUGCUGCACUUCUCGGCGGAGUCCCUGGUGGCGCUCAAGGAGCGGGCACGGCAGGAGCUCCUGGCGGCCGGGGACACGGCCGGCGCGGCCGCCGUGACCAAGUUCCAGGCGCUGAGCUCGCUCAUGUGGCGGUGCGUCACCCGCGCGCGGCGCCUAGCGCCGGACCAGGAGACCGUAUGUCGCGCGGCAAUCAACAAUCGCGGGAGGCUCCGGCCGGCGCUGCCAGCGGAGUACUUCGGGAACACCAUCUACGCCAUCUCGACUGCGCCAGUGCGCGCGUCGGAGCUCCUGGCGCGCGGGCACGGUUGCGCGGCGGCGGCGGUGGGGCGCGCGGUGGCGGCGCACACGGACGCGAAUAUCCGGGCGCGCGUGAAGGCAUGGACGGCGAAGCCGAUCAUGUACACGCUGAGGUACUUCGACCCGAACGGCGUGAUGAUGGGGAGCUCGCCGCGGUUCGACAUGUACGGGUGCGAUUUUGGGUGGGGAAAAGCGGUGGCGGCGCGGAGCGGCAAGGCCAACAAGUUCGACGGGAAGACGUCGCUGUACCCGGGGCGGGAGGGCGGCGGCAGCAUCGACGCGGAGGUGGUGCUGACGCCGGAGCACAUGGCGCUGCUGGAGCAGGACGAAGAGUUCUGGGCCGCCGUGUCGCCGGACGCGCCGCGGGCGGGGAAAGAUUGAAGCUUUCCCUCUCUUUCUCUGUCUCUCCGUCUUUUUGGCUGCUGUUGCUACUACUGCAUUGUUGCUCAGACAAAGACGUCAGAUAGGGAGACAAAUAGUGGUAUUUGCAUUGCAUGUUUCUUUUUCUGUUAAUUGUGUUUGGAUAAUCCUCGGAUUCUUGUUAAACUAGAGGGAAAUUAAUAAAUCUUGCAUGAUUUUUUAUAA